Brassica rapa (field mustard) is the source of this 2080-nucleotide messenger RNA. RefSeq names its product folate synthesis bifunctional protein, mitochondrial. Gene Ontology annotation, molecular function: 2-amino-4-hydroxy-6-hydroxymethyldihydropteridine diphosphokinase activity; dihydropteroate synthase activity. The record is from RefSeq and is a predicted model, not a curated record. Gene Ontology annotation, biological process: tetrahydrofolate biosynthetic process. NCBI's taxonomy places the organism in Eukaryota, Viridiplantae, Streptophyta, Magnoliopsida, Brassicales, Brassicaceae.
CUCGUUUGCAUCGCCUUCCUCUCAGUCAGUCGUCACUCGUCAGCACACCUAAAGGGAAAGACGGGGAGUGACGUAAACACGACCGGUUGAUAGGCACGGUUUCAACUCCGCCGCCGGUGACAUAAGCAAAAAGAUAUCUCAGAAUCUACCGUUGCCCUUUUCAGAAAGAUCCUCACUUUCUGUGGGUUUUCACCUUCCACUGCAAUCAAUCUUCGAGCCCUUCUCUUUUACUCUCUUCCAGGAUGUUAAUGAUGGGAAAAUUAGGAACCAUGAUCCACACCGGUAGAUUCCUUCUCCGCCGCUUCUCAGAACCUCCACCAACGGUGGCUAUGGCUGUGACCCCAAGUCGCGUCUCCUUCCACCGUUACUACUCGUCAAAGCUCACCUCUCUCGUGUCUCCACGUGUCUCCCCAUUUUCCUCUUUAUUCAGACUUUCAGCAUUAAGUAGCUCAUCUUCAGCAACACCUAAUACAAGAGUUCAAGUCGACUCCCCAGAGCAUGAAGUCGUGAUCGCCUUGGGAAGCAACAUCGGAAACAGGAUGAACAACUUCAGAGAAGCUUUACAAUUAAUGAAACGUUACGGCAUUCACCUAACAAGACACAGCUGCUUAUACGAAACAGCUCCUGUUCACGUCACUGACCAACCAAGGUUCCUCAACGCCGCAGUGAGAGGCGUCACCAAGCUCCCACCUCACGAGCUUCUCACCGUUCUCAAAACCAUCGAGAGAGACAUGGGACGUACGGAUGGUAUACGCUACGGACCAAGACCGCUCGACUUGGACAUAUUAUUCUACGGGAAGAUGAGAAUAGCUUCUGAUAAGCUCAUCAUACCGCACGAGAGGCUCUGGGAGAGGUCCUUUGUGUUAGCACCUUUGGUUGAUUUGCUAGGAACAGCUGUUGAUAAUGACACGGUCGCUCACUGGCACUCGCUUGCCUUGCAUCCAGGUGGAAUUCACCAAGCGUGGGAAAGACUAGGUGGAGAAUCAUUAGUUGGAGAGGACGGUAUACAAAGAGUGUUACCAAUAGGAGAUGAGCUCUGGGAUUUUACUAGCAGAACUCAUGUGAUGGGUAUACUUAAUCUCACUCCUGACAGCUUCAGCGACGGUGGACAGUUUCAGUCGUUGGAUUCUGCAGUUUCUCGCGUUCGAGAAAUGAUCUCUGAAGGGGCUGAUAUAAUCGAUAUCGGCGCGCAGUCUACACGGCCAAUGGCCACUAGAAUUUCUAGUCAAGAAGAGUUGGAGAGACUACUACCGGUAUUGGAAGCUGUUCGCAGUAUGCCAGAGAUGGAGGGGAAGCUCAUAUCAGUGGAUACUUUCAACUCCGAGGUUGCUUCAGAAGCUAUAAGCAAGGGAGCUGACAUACUGAACGAUGUAUCUGCCGGAGCCUUAGACUCGAAUAUGCAUAAGGUUGUUGCGGAGUCCGGGGUUCCUUAUAUGGCCAUGCACAUGAGAGGAGAUCCAUGUACAAUGCAGAACGAAGAGAAUCUGCAGUACGGUGAUGUAUGCAAGGACGUUGCUUCUGAGCUCUACACGCGAGUAAGGGAUGCAGAGAUCUCAGGGAUUCCGGCUUGGAGGGUUAUGAUCGAUCCAGGGAUCGGGUUUUCAAAGAGAGUAGAACAUAACUUAGAUGUUAUAACGGAUCUUCCGAAAAUACGGGAAGAGAUGGCUAAGAGAAGCAUAGGAGUGUCUCAUGCUCCUAUACUUAUAGGACCUUCGAGGAAGAGAUUCUUGGGAGACAUUUGUGGGCGACCUGAGGCUGUUGACAGAGAUGCUGCAACUGUUGCUUCUGUUACUGCUGGUGUUUUAGGAGGUGCUAAUAUCAUUAGAGUUCAUAAUGUUAAAGAUAAUGUAGAUGCUGCAAAAGUAUGUGACGCAAUGCUGAUAAGAAGAGGAAGGUCAAAAGGAUGAUUAGAGGAUAUGAUUAUAACUUGUGUCAAUUUGCUCAAUGACCAAGUUUCAAUGUUUCGUUAAGAAUUUAGCUAUACUAAUCUUGUAUUUUAGGUUAAUAGCUAAAAACACUGUUUUCCAUUUUUCUUAUCCUUCCAGCAAUAAAGAGUGUUAUAUUGUUUGCCUAAUCUUCA